Molecule: messenger RNA, 3312 nt
Organism: Rhopilema esculentum
Lineage: Eukaryota; Metazoa; Cnidaria; Scyphozoa; Rhizostomeae; Rhizostomatidae
Source: RefSeq, a predicted model, not a curated record
AUUUGUGCAGGCAAACUACUGAACGCAUGACCUGUUGGCCGCAGUAUCGUUAGCUUGAGAAGACUUGCAAUUGUGCUCACUCGCUUCGCUGAUCUGCUUUGUUCGACAAUAUUACGUCACGCUCAAGCACAAACUUGCUAUUAGCUUCAAAACUUUAAUGUAGAAUAAGGUAAAAUUUACAAUAUAUUAUAAUUUGUGCUUGAUUUUUUCGUGGUAUUGAUAUUGUGGCUUGAGAAUAUCGUUACAGAGGAAUUGCGAGUUUUUCUGUUUGCAAGUAACAUUGAUUUUGGCUGGUUAUGAGAGCCAAAGUAAGGAGGUGAACCGGAAAGGUUGUUUCUGAGCAAAGUUGUUGAUGCAGUCGUAAACUACGUCUGGAAGCAGAGUAUCUUAGCUGCCAUUGAGAAGGAAACACAGAAAAUGGAGCCGCCAUCUUUAACUUUGCUGUUUUUGGUUGUUACUGCAGUGGUUUCAUUCUCGUAUUCAGCUCCAGUCCAAGAAAAACUAGCCGUAGGUUGCAAUAAGGCUAAAGGAGCCGUUCGAUCGUCAGUCGAAAGCACAGAUAACAAUGCUCAUUUGCUAGCAGACUUGGACGCUCUUUCUAAAGGGGUCAAAAGAUCCGGGAUCGACAAAGGGUGCAAUGAGAGCCCAGCUGAAAAUGUCGAAGGAACAAAAAAACAGACUUUAAGCAAAAUAAAAGACGAAAAAAUAGUGAAUGAAGAUGAUGUGGAUAAAAUGCCAAUUGUCGAGACUGGCAAAGCAGCCAUCAGAUCAUCAAUAGUUAAAAAUGAAACUAACAGCCAAAUAGCACCAGCGAAUGCUACUGCAGCAUCACCUGGGAAUGCAACAGCAGCUUUGUCGAGUGUGAAUAAGGAAGUUGCCACCAACACUACUGCAGUCAAUGUAAAUGCUAACGACAACAGUACAGUUCCAGUACCGGGAACGGCUGCAAAAACGUUUAUUGCUAAAACACAUGGAGUUAUUGAUGUCAACGCGAAUAAGAGAUCACAUAAGCCAAAGCCUAGAUUAGCAAAAACAAAGAAUGCAAUGAAAAAAUCCAAAGCAAUGGCAGCCACUCACAAGGCGAUAGAUACUUCGAUAGAUGACGGUCCCUCUAUGCAGAAAGGCUCUUUAUCCAAAGAGACAGAGAACCAGGAAAAGGGUACUGCAAAAUCAACAUCCAAUCUUUUGGAACCUCUUAGCUCGGCAAUAAAAUCCCUUGAUUCGGCAUCAAAACUUUUGGGGCAGGCAACAUCAUCAAAAAAUACCGAGCCUGCGUCAAAUACUGAAGUAACCGAUGAAAAAGCAACUGCGGACCCGGCAGCAGCAUUGACACCGUCAAAUAAAACAUCCGUGGAUGCAUCAACUCGAUCAGCCCCUUCUACAGGAUCAACAGCAAAGGAGUCAAGUGGGAGUCCUGCAGCAGCUGCACCGGCGACCAAACCUGCUGCAACAGCGGCAGCUGACCCAUAUGCAGAGAUAGCCGUUGGUCCAGACUCACCAAAGAUGCCUGAUCUUAAAACAGGCAGCGACAAAGCUGGUCUUCCUGUAAUGAAAGUUGAUCCCACGAAUGGUGGUCCGGAACAAGUUUCCUUCAACAAAGAAGAACCUGGAGCCAUGGCUCCAAAACCCGUUGCUGCUGGCUCCUCCAACAGGCCUGGGCCUCAGGAUGUUGGCGGAAUACUCGACCAGUUAACAGACAAACUGAAUAAAGGUGGUGUAGCCCCUGAAAAUCCUUUACCGCCCUCUGAGUCAAAAUCAGUAAUGGACCAGCUCACUGAUUUUGACCAUGAUGCUCUUGAAACAGCUAAAGGAUGGGAAACAACUGGGCUCAAAGCAAUUGAAAAGCUAAAAUCUGCUGAAUACAGUCAUGGAAGUAUGAAAAAUGAGCUCAGCAAGGAGCUCAGUGAGAGGCUAGCUGGGGGUGGAUACGGGGCUUCUCUUGGCGCCAACAUCGAUUCGGCAGAACCAGCAACCAUGGUCAGUAAUCUUGACGCCCCCUCGCAGACAACCUACCCUCAACAAAGUUAUAGUCGUCAGCAAUCAUCCCAAUGGCCAGAAUUCAACUCGAUGGAGAAUUUAGAUUCCGAGGCACAACGGGAGGAGCAGUCGUUCAGCCAAUACGAUGAAGGUCACGAAGGAAACUACGGUGGAAACAGCGAACCGAUGAUGCCAUCGGAGCAAAACAGCUAUGAUCGCCAAGAAAUUCCUUCUUAUCUGAAUCAAGGCCUAGAACGAGAGGCGAUGGAUAGCAAUCAAGAGCAAGGACAAUACUACAAACGCAACAUUAUCUUAAGACCUUAUUACUAUCACUAUGAUCAUCAUUUGCCCUAUGGCUUCAGACAUCCUUACGAUGAUUAGAGACACAAAAUAAGUAAUACGAAAAUGCUUGUUUAUGUAACCAUGUUGCAUUAUACUGUGUACACGUUAUGCGUUAUGACGUCGCGUACAGGAACAGUUGGUGAAUACACACCAGGUUUUCAGACAUUUCAUCAUAUACACUGUCUUACUGGGGGCUGCGAAAGUGAUAAUUUUUGUAGUCAGUCUAUUAGCUUAUACAGACAUUAUACCGGGAAUCUUUGAAGAAAUCAUCCAGCUUCACAGGGAAAGCAUUACAAUUCUACUCAAUUAAUGGAAGCCAGUGUAAUUAGAAUUUUCAGUGUAAAAUAUAUGUCGAUAAAACGUUAACUGUUGUCUUCAGAGCAACGAAUGAAGAUUCUAAAGUGCAUCGUAAUUAAGUGCUUCCGUACUUUGCGUCUCGACGUGCGGUAUAAACCUUUUGCAGAAUUUGUAACGUCGAUGUUCAUUGACUCGUAUAUUCAUUAUGUAUUUUGAUAAUUAAAUGUUUUCAUAUCAGGCCGAGUAAAUAUAGUUAGGUAUCCUUAGUUGUGACAUUUUUAGCACAUUUAGGACGACAUACAGAGUUUGUAAAGUAAAAGCUGUUUUCAAAUAAAGGUAUCUGUUCGAACGAUUUAAGGUACAUUUGUUGGUUGACUUCCAAGCCAUCUGACUUGCUAGAGGCUGUCAGGAAAUUACUAGAGGCUGUCAGGAAAAUCCAAAAUAAGGGGCUGAUUUUUCUUACCAUCUACUUUACUGACACCUUUGAAAAACUUUCAGGUUAGUUUCUUUGUUAAAUCUGUAACAAAGAUUAUUCCUUCAUUUGCAAAACUUUUCUUCAUUUACCAAUGUCAUAUGCAUUUGAAUGAGUAAACUAAUGCAAAUCUGUUCUUGUGAAAAGAAUCAUAUAAAUUCAUUAUACGCAAAAGGUAUGUAAGACAAUAUGUUAAAAAUAAAUAAAGAAAAAUGAAGAAAAAU